CGGCAAGUGGUGAAUCCCACCAACACACAGCUGCUCAUCAUCAUCAUCGUCUUGCUCGCACAUAACAACAACGUCUUCCUCUCUCUCUUUCUCUCGCCACACUCGUCACUCCCUCGCCGUUAUCCCCCGACCUCAACUGGCACCUUGACAUUCGUUGCGAGGUCUUGUACGCACACUCUCCCUACCCCCUAACCCCCCCCUCCAUUGGCUUGUGACCAUGCCAGACAAGGACAAGGAGUCAACAGGCACCUCGCCCCCGCCGGCCCCGCCGCCGCCCUCUUCAAGUCUGACCGCUAGUGGACGACUCGGACAACAAGCGCAGGGCAGCGCCCAGUCUUCUGCUGCCGCUGCUGGUCCUGCAUCAUCCCCCACUCCCACGAUCCGCCCUCCCGCAAGAGUCCAGCCACCUUCCCCCUUGGGUCUCUCCGGCAUGCCUCCUCACACUUUCUCUGCUACCACUCCGCAGAGAUCUUUGGGUCGAGGACGGCCUAGACCACCUACAAACUUUGGAAUCGGUGGCAUCAGCACGCCCCAGACUCCCCUCUCCCCCUCUCCAGAUCCUCCGGGUAUGCCCAUCCCCCGUCGCCACCGUGGCUCAAACGCUUCCAGUGUGACCGAUGAAGAGGACCACGCCACCCCGCGCAACACCGGUUACUUCCCGCAGAUGCCAGAGUCACGCCGCGUGAGCGAGGUGCGUGGGCUUCCCUCGGGCGCCCAGUCACCCCUUCCUCCGACCGCUGGCUCCAUAGGCCAGGGACGUGCACCGCGUCCCAAACUCACCACAACCGCACCUGCUUCGGCAGCUCCUUCUCGCUCGGCGUCUCGCGUGCGUCUCCCCCAACUCAAGGACAUGGACGAUGACGAGGACGACGAACUGAACGUCACUGAUCGCGGCGAAGAACUCAUCCGCCGUCGUCAGAAGGAACGCAAGCGCGCCAAGCGCGAGCGCGAGCGUCGCGCCCUUGCCGAGAUGGAGGUCGGCGAGGAGGAUGAGGCCGGCGACAACCUCCCCGCUUCGGCGAUGAGCGAGGGCAGCGUUCUCAUGUCCCAGCCCGGCCAGAGCCCCGUGCGCGGGUACAACCAGAGCUCGAGCUCUUCGCGUCACCGGGCGGCGGGCGGCAGUCGGCUUGUUUCAGGGAGCGCCCUACUGUCUCCUCGUCCUGCUUCCGAAAGCGUCGAGCGCGAGCCCUCGUCGGCUGGCCGCCCACGUGCCGAGUCGGUACAGUCUCGCGCAGUCGAUGACGAUGAGAGUCGGGAGCGCCUUGCUGUGCCCCCCGUGGAGGUUGAUGCCACGACAGACGGGUAUCAUUCCGAUAGCGAGGGAUCUGCUAUGGACGACGACGAGGACUCGGACGACGCCAGCCCAGACGACGGUGAGGGCGUCACCGUCAAAGAUCGCCAAGACGCUAUCAACAUUGAGCACCCCUUCGGCCUGCCUAUCUGGAAGCCCGCGCUGUACCGCAAGUCGCGCUCGGUGACUCGCAAUGCCGAGGCGGCUUUGCACUCGGCACCAACGAGUGACAGCCACAAUCUCCUUCUCGGGAACAUCUUCUGGCUCGUUGCUUUCGGAUGGUGGCUUGCACUCGUAUGUCUCUUCGCUGCCAUGCUUGUGAGCGGUGCGGAGGUGCUUGCGGGCGGCCGCGGCGGUUACGGUCGUUUGACUCGCGGCUUGGCCUGGUACAUCUGGUGGCCCUUCGGCAAGUAUGUCGAGGGAGAAGGAGCUCCACACGAGGACUCGAGCAGCAGCGACGAAGAGGUACACCACGAUGAGGAGAACAACACAAGCAGCUACGGUGCGACGUCGUCGAGCAACACUCCCCGCCGUGCUCUCUCUGCCUCGACUUCCUCGUCUACUACAGUGCGCCAGACUGCGGCUUCGGCACUCGACAUGCUUCCGGACGAGCCUCACACACCUCAAAACCAGGCUUCAAUCUCAGCGCAGCAAGCAGGCCGCAAGCAUGGCGUGUCUUUUGCGCCUGGCUGCAAGAUUGGCACUCCUGACCUCGAGAACGUCCCGCUACUCGGCAAACCUCCCGCCACCGCGUGCUUCCGCAAGCAUGUCAACAAGCGUGCAAAGUUCGCUGGCUCGCUUGUUUACUGGCCCGUGUUCUUCCUCAUCAUCGCUCCCACCAUGCUCACUAUCUGCAUCAUCUGCUGGUUCCUCGUCGUCACGAUCCCCAUGGCCAAGCUCAACUGGGAGCUUCUCGAGCUUCUAUGGAAUCGCCCGCUCGAGAUCGGCUUCCGUCCGGCUCCUACAGUGCCGGUGUAUGACCUGCCUCCUGCCUCCGACAACAGCGAGAACGGCAACGGCGAUGUCUCGGACUCGCCCAUUGGGUACACGCUCCGCCGUGUCCGCAUCAACGCAGGCCAGGUCGCUCCUACUCCGGGCCCGGCGUCGACAGUCCUCCUGUGCGUUUACCGCGCUGUUGGUAUCCAGUACUGCAAGUACACGGUCGGCGGUGUGAACAUUAUGUUCAUCAACCUCAUGCCGAUCGUGUUCUUCGCGAUUAUUGAUGGGCUGAUCAUCUUGCCGGCGGUGGAGCAUCGCCACGAACAUCACCAGAGCGUACCCAAAUGGCUCGACUUCAUUGCCAACCCUGCACUCGUCUUCCUCCUGGGUCUUGCCUCUGUUAUCCCACUAUCGUACUUCAUUGGUAUGGCUGUCGCUUCGAUUUCCGCGCAGUCCUCAAUCGGCAUGGGCGCGGUCAUCAAUGCGACAUUCGGCUCCAUCAUCGAGAUCGUGCUGUACGGCAUUGCUCUCACGCAGGGCAAAGGAAGAUUGGUAGAGGGCUCAAUCGUCGGGUCCAUUCUCGCCGGUGUGCUUCUCAUGCCUGGCAUGUCGAUGUGCUCUGGCGCCUUGAAGCGCAAGGAGCAGAAGUUCAACGCCAAGUCAGCUGGUGUCACGUCGACCAUGCUUAUCAUGGCGAUCAUUGGCGUGUUGACGCCCACGAUGUUCUAUCAGUCGUAUGGCAACUUCCAGCUCCGCUGCGAAGGUUGCCCUCAGCCUGACGAUGGUGGCGUGCUGAACCCCGGCGACUCGUGGCGCUGCGAUCGCUGCUGGUACCAGCACCCCGCGCCGGAGUCGGACCCAUUCUACCAGAGCAACGUCAAGAUUCUCAUGUACAUUUGCGCGGGCAUCCUUUUGCUCUCAUACUUGAUCGGCCUAUGGUUCUCCUUGCGCACACACGCGUCCCAGAUCUGGCAGAACCCACAGCAGCUGAUGCAGAAGGAGGCUGAGCAGCUGCAAAUCCCUCGCGCGCACCUUGCGCGUAUCACGCCGGCUAACCUCAACAACCCGAUCCUGCCAGUUCACAGCAAGCCCGAGUCUAUCCGCGACGGCGUAUCGCCCAUGAGGCCGAUGACUAUGUCGAUUGCGCAGUCAUCAUCCCACGCGAAGAACGCAGCGCCUCAUCGCCCCGACGCCUCGCCGCGCCCUGGAACCUCUCCGGUGAAGUACGGGGCGCAAGCGUCGCCGCGCCAACCUCUGCGCCCGGAGUUGGGCGAGCAGGCCGGUGGACAAGCACAGACCGUGCACACCGGGUACACGCCUUAUCUGCAGGCGCUAGAGCAGAACCGCAACAUGGACCCGAUGGCGCUCGGCCCCCAGUUGACGUCCGAGGAUUUCCGUCGCGCGGUGCGCACGCUUGCAGCCGUUACCGAACUACAGCGGAAGGGAGAGGCCCACCCGCACAUGGAGGAGGCAGGCGGGCACGAAGCACCGUCAUGGACUCGUGGGAUGUCCGCUGCUGUUCUGCUGGGCUGUACGCUGCUGUACGCUGCGAUUGCCGAGGUGCUCGUAGACGUGGUUGACGUCGUGCUGGCCGGCUCGGGUGUGGACGAGAAGUUCCUCGGCCUCACGCUCUUUGCCCUCGUGCCCAACACGACCGAGUUCAUGAACGCGAUGUCGUUCGCGAUGAACGGCAACAUUGCGCUGUCGAUGGAGAUUGGCUCGGCCUACGCGCUCCAGGUCUGUCUUCUGCAAAUUCCCGCCAUGGUCGCGUUCUCGGCGUGGUACUCUCCAAAGGAGUUCGGCGAUGUCGUGGACACGUUUACUCUCAUCUUCCCGCGCUGGGACGUCAUCGCCAUCAUCCUCGGCAUCUUCCUGCUCACGUACACGUACAUCGAAGCACGGUCCAACUACCACCGCGGCUCAAUUUUGGUGCUUUCGUACUGCGUCCUCAUGCUCGGCUUCUACUUUGCUCCUGUGCGGGACAACGAGGACGAGGGCAUUAUUGUGGGCGGGCCGUGGGCUACGGCCGCCGGCAGCGUGGCCGACACCAUGGCGGUGGCCAUCACCAAGUUGUGGGCAUAGGAGGGGGCGGAGCGUCCCAAGACGCACAGACUCGGCGACUUUAGUCGAUUGUGCAUCCUGCCUAAUAGCACUCAUUCUGUCAUCAUUCUAGUCUUGUUAUGAACUUGUAUGUCGCGUCGGAGUAUGGAGAGGGUUGAAG
This is a messenger RNA of Cutaneotrichosporon oleaginosum, 4451 nucleotides long. RefSeq lists its product as uncharacterized. The record is from RefSeq and is a predicted model, not a curated record. Gene Ontology annotation, cellular component: endomembrane system; membrane. Gene Ontology annotation, molecular function: calcium:proton antiporter activity. NCBI's taxonomy places the organism in Eukaryota, Fungi, Basidiomycota, Tremellomycetes, Trichosporonales, Trichosporonaceae. Gene Ontology annotation, biological process: intracellular calcium ion homeostasis; calcium ion transmembrane transport.